AUGGUGAUGUUCACGAAUAAGCGCCCUGGUCGGCGAGCAAUUGUGGGCAUUCUGGUCGCUGUCCUCCUGAUCAACGUGUACAUAUUCGGAAGAGACCGCUUCGAUGCUACCCUCUGGAUUGGACCUAUAGAUUCGCAAGUCGACAUCCCAGACUCCGGUUCUGGCUUAAGGAAUCUCGUCACGAGCCUAAAGUCUGGGAUUCGCCCUGCAGCUCCAUUGCCUCUGGCAGCGAGGCAGGAAACACUGUUGCGGGAUCUUUCUUUGCAACUUCACGAGCAGAAACCUCAAUGUUCUCCGCCAAAUGUGGACGGGCGCGUUGACGGGGUCACAUUUGAUCCACUGAACUUGAUGCCAAGACCGGACCAUGUCGUCAAUUCUGAUGACAUACAAGGGCCAAUGCAAGAGGCACACGAUGGCUUCGUUGCAGCAAUCAAUCAGCAGAAAGCUAGGCCUUAUAACAAAGGCACCAAGGGCAUCGUUUCGUCUGCCGGCGGCGAAUACCUGCCUACUUUUGUGGCGUCGCUACGCAUGAUCCGGCGGACCGGAUGCCAGUUGCCUGUGGAGGUCUUCCUCAUUGACUGGGUCGAAUAUGAGCCUUAUAUCUGUGAAGUGGUGCUACCACAGCUCAAUGCCCAAUGCAAGGUACUCGAAGAUAUCUUGGAUGUGGUUCGUGACGGGAAAGGCAAACCCUCCAAGCCCAUCAAGGUAGAACACUUUCAGAUCAAACCAUUUGCGAUGUUGCUGUCAUCAUUCGAAAGCUUUGUCUGGCUUGAUGCCGACUGCGUCCCCCUCCACGACCCAACUGUCCUAUUAGACUCUGACCCUUUUACCUCUACGGGACUUGUUACAUGGCCAGAUUUUUGGGCUAACACCGCAUCUUCUCUAUAUUUCAACAUUUCACGACAACCGGAGCCUGCUAUGACGGCUCGAGCAGCCACUGAGUCUGGGGUGAUGCUCAUCUCCAAAAAGACACAAUUCACAACCCUUCUUCUGGCUGUAUAUUACAACUACUAUGGCCCAGAAUAUUACUGGCCUUUGUUGGGCCAAGGUGCAUAUGGACAAGGCGAUAAGGACACCUUCAUACAGGCAGCCGGUGCGCUAGACGCGAGUUUCCAUACCGUCAGUGAGCCUGUGGUUGCCGUGGAGCGCGAUUAUGACAACGGAGCAUGGACAUUUACUGGAAUGGCGCAGGCGGAUCCCAUGGAAGACUAUAGUCUUACUAGUCAAGACAUAUGGCGUGUUACAAAUGCCACCGCCGCAAAUGCUCCACGGAUUUUCUUUCUCCACGCCUCAAAUCCCAAGUUCAACGCUGCACUUGAGCUUGUGAAGAAGUCCCGGAAAGGACGGCUUUAUACUCGACCGGAGGAUGCUCUCCGGCGCUUUGGAUAUGAUUUUGAGAAAUCAUACUGGGAGGAGGCCAUUACAGUAACGUGUACAUUGGAGCAUGCCUUUGAUUCAUGGAAAAAGAGUUCUGAGCUUUGUGAGGAUAUGCAACAACAUUGGAACCAGACAUUCUCGGACCCCGAUGCUGAGGCCCCCGAGUUCAGCAAUAAUCAAUCAAUAUAA
Messenger RNA from Penicillium longicatenatum, 1566 nucleotides. RefSeq names its product mannosyltransferase. The coding region runs from base 1 to 1566 and encodes 521 amino acids. Lineage: Eukaryota; Fungi; Ascomycota; Eurotiomycetes; Eurotiales; Aspergillaceae. Gene Ontology annotation, molecular function: alpha-1,2-mannosyltransferase activity. The transcript has a single exon. The record is from RefSeq and is a predicted model, not a curated record. Gene Ontology annotation, cellular component: Golgi apparatus. Gene Ontology annotation, biological process: mannan biosynthetic process.